GCUGUGACGUACCCCUCCCCUCCGCCAGUGCCGCCGGGACAAUGUGGCGGCUGAAAGCGAACCAGAGCGAUGAUGUGUUUGACGAGGAGGCCGAUGAACUGCGGCUGUCGAGGAACGAGUGGAAUACCUGCAUGGGGCAGAGACUGAAGGAAGGUUAUCGGGAUGGGGUUAAUGCUGGCAAAGAAUCCACUUUACAGCAAGGUUUCAAUAAAGGUUAUCAAGAGGGUGUAAAGAAGAUGUUGAUCCCUGGACAGAUGAAGGGAUUUCUGAGCGCACUGCUGUCGUGGUGUCACCUCAACAGAAAUGAUCCUAACCUCGUGGCCAAAGUAAAUCAGCUCCUUGAUGUUGCUACCCAGCAGGAGGAACGUAUUUUUAGAAAUUUGAGUUCACCCCCUAGGGAAACUAGUGUUGGUGAUGUGAUGGAAUGCAUUGAGGACAUGGGUUUGGCCACUGGACCAGAACAGCCAGAUAUGGAUAAUUCCAAUGAUGCUCAAACUGAAAACGACUGCCACAGUGCCAGUGAUAUCAGAAGGCAUGAUCUUCGAAUGAACAGUCCUGGUCUAGUACACCGUGGAUGCUGUAGGACUGCAUCAGGAAUUGAUGAAAUGGUUAAGCAGCUCUAUCAAGACUGUGUUCUCUUAUUGAAAGACUAUGAAAUACCAAUAGAUAUGGCACCGCAUUUUCAGUUGCAACCAUAACUGUGUCAGUAAUUGAGUGCAAUGCCUUCUGGGUAUUUUUUGUUAAAUGGAAAUAGUUGAGAAUGCUAACUAUCUGCUGAGAUAUUUGUUUAAAAAUUUAAUAAACUAUUUGGUUAUGCUGUGUGCAAGAAGAUAAGAAAAAGCCCUUCUGUCAUGUUUACUCUUACUCUUUACUUAUCCUUUGUAACAGCCCAUCCCCAGUGUCUUUACAGACAUAUGAAUGGGGAAUA
This is a messenger RNA of Amblyraja radiata (thorny skate), 928 nucleotides long. It is a transcript of the gene otulina, whose product is annotated as OTU deubiquitinase with linear linkage specificity a. Lineage: Eukaryota; Metazoa; Chordata; Chondrichthyes; Rajiformes; Rajidae. The record is from RefSeq and is a predicted model, not a curated record. The transcript is spliced from 3 exons. Bases 42 to 698 code for a protein of 218 amino acids.